Messenger RNA from Drosophila virilis, 1185 nucleotides. NCBI's taxonomy places the organism in Eukaryota, Metazoa, Arthropoda, Insecta, Diptera, Drosophilidae. The record is from RefSeq and is a predicted model, not a curated record.
UAUCAAGUAAGCCUGCUCGAGUCGGCUGAGCUAUAUAAAAUGUGUUCAUUAAGAAAGCAAAACGGCAGCAGGAACAAUUCAGGCCAAAGCAAUUGCAUUAUUGAGCUGCUACAAACUAAGAAAGAUACAGCGAGUAACUCAAAACUUGGAAAAAUGUUGGGCAGACAGGGCCUCAUAUUGGAUGCACUAAAGCAUAAGAUACAAGUGGCCAAGAAUGAUCUGGAACGCUACCGGGAGGAGUAUACCCACUGCCAGACAAUGCUGCAACGUGAGCUAGAGCGUCGCAGCCAAUUGGAGGAGAGCUACAUGGACCUGCAGCGUCGCAAUGUCGAACUGGAGGAUGAGCUACAGCUGGCCCUGACGCACGUGGCCCAUCAUCAGGCGACGGUGCGCGAAGCACGCGGCGCGCUCAAUGAGAGCGAUCGCCUGCGCAAGGCACUGGAGCAUCGCGACCAGCUGCAAUCCGAAAAGAUCGAGCUGCUUGUCUGGGAGCUGGCCAAGCUGAAGCGUCAGGCCAAGGAAGCCGAUCGCACCGCCCAGUACAGCGGCCAGCGGGCCGAUCAGCUCUGCGAACGUCUCACGCACAGCGAGCAGCAGCUAGAGGCCAGCCGCACCAGCCAUGCCGUGCUCCAGGCGGAACUGGAUGCCGCCGCCCAAAAUCUGCACUGCGUGGAGCGCGCGUUUGAGCGCUCUGCUCAGCAGGUGCAAAGCUUUGACCGGCAGGUGGCCAAGCUGAAGCAGCGCCUGCUCGAGAGUGAGAAGCGCGCCCAUCAGGCCGAGCUGAAUGCCCACCAGCUGCAGCAGUCCUCUGCCAAUCUUGAGAAGCGGCUCGAGGAGCGUGUCGAGCAGCGCUGGCUCAAGAAGCUGCACAAACUGGACCUGCAGCUCGUUGCCAGAGAAUAAAUUCUCCCAAUCUCUCAUUCCAAAUUCUACAAGUUUAGCUUAGCAGCCCAUCUAGCAUGUCGUUUAAAUAUUAUGUACUAGUCUAUUUAGGUUUAACGAAAAUUACAGCAAAAAAAAAAGGAAAAAAAAAACACCGGAGAAGAAUUAACUUCGGCAUGCCGAAAUUUUAAUACGCUGGCGGAGACUUAUAUAUUUAUUAUACCAAACAAAUCGUAUGAAAUGUGAACGAUAUAGUAUUCCCUACUAUUUUCAACUUUCUGUCAAUCAGUAAAUAAAAAAAAA